AUGCCAGGUAAGAGCCUUUGGGUAGCGCCAGAGGAUAAUGAUGGAGGCUUCUUCUUCUUCUUCUUUUUAAAGAGUGCUAUGUGUGGUUUGACAGCAUGGAUGCUAGCAUUCAAGCACACACAGCUUGCUUCCAGGCAACCCGUUUAUUUGCGAGAUCAGACGACAUUUGAGCAUUUGUUGAGCAUUCCUUCUAAUUUGUUUGCAGAGAGGUUAGACUUGCCUCCAAGCAAUUGUUAUCCAGCACUUUCCAGUGCAUCUCUCCCUUGCUUUCCAUAUUGGAAAAAGUCUGCUUUUUUGUGGGGGAAGCUGGUUUUUCGUUGCCUGAGGGCACCAAAGCAACUUUCAUUGAACAGCCUGAAUUUGCUGCUAUGGGAUUGAAUCUCUCCUGCAAGAAAGUGACAGUCCUCAUAGUUUUAUUUUCUGAGGCUGGCUGGAGUAAUGGUGUAAACUGUCCCGGUUCUGCCACAAAACAUAGCUUUAAAAAACACACACCAAGUUUCUAGUCCUUAUUGUUGCAAACGUGUGUGUGUGAGUGACAGGCGUGCGUAGUGAAAUAUAAGAAGCAAUUAGUACAAUGGGAUUAGUACUGAGCUAAAAAGAAAAUAGGGAGAGGAUCGUUUUGUGAAAACCUGUUCCAUACAGCCCCUCCACCCCCAUUCCCAGUUUCAGUUAUCUUCCCGGGGGGACAUGGACAGAAGUGGAAAUGCAGUAAAACUGAAGUGAGACUGCGGGAGGCAGGUGGAGUGUCAAGAGUUUUGAAGCUUGUUCAUAGGGAUGGGAACCCCAGAAUUUAGGAUUGUAGCAUGUCAGGGAGAAAGUUAGACCGGGAUACUUCUCCCUUAUAUCUACAGGUUUUCGUUGUGCAAAGAAUUAUUUUAAAACAAGCAAACGAAAAAUAUAGAGCAGGAGACUCUUGAUCUCAAGCCCCAUGUUGCAUAAAAGAUUCCUGCAUUGCAGGCGGUUAGACUAGAUGACUCUUUCCAGCUCUACAAUUCUAUGAUUCUAAUAUAAAAUGUAGAGCUUCAGCUGUCACCUUCCUUCAAAAUCUCCCUGUAUGUGCUUUGAAUUUGUCUGGAUUAUAUACAGUCCUUAAAUCCUCUAUCAGUGCUUGGUGGUUUUUACAGUAUGUUGUUGUUGUUGUUGUUAACACCAUCAGUGACCCUGAACCUUACAAUUAGCAGGUGAUGCCUUGUUGGUGGUGCCCAGUUCCAUUCACCCAUGACAGGGCCUUUUCAGUGGCAGCUCCCUAUUUAUGGAAUGUCCUUCCUGGUCAGGCGUGUCUUUAAGAGCAUUCCUGUUCACUUAGGCAUUUGAUGGCUGAAAGACACUGUUCCUGGCAACCCUCAGAUCACUGGUAGAAAGAAUUCUUUCAACUGCUUUUAGAAUCCUUUUUUUAAAAAAAAGUUUUAUUAUUUAUGUAUUUGCCACUUUGGACUCCUUCAGGAGAAAGCGCAGGAUAGAAACCAAAUAAAAACAUAUUUAGUAGCAGUAAUUAUGACUAUUCGUAAUCAUUCCUGCAUUGCAGGGUGUUGGACUAGAUGACCCCAGGGAUCCCUUCCAAUUCUACAAUUCCAUGAUUCUAAGUGUGUGCAUAUUUAUGACUUUUCCAUGGAAUGUGUGGACCACCAAUGGGUCAUCUGUAUGUCAGAACUUCUCCAUUGGGCUACAGGGAUUAAAGAGCUGAGCCACAGGCUUUGCCUGAAUCGUUCUCCACACUUGGGUGCCAUAUAUAAAGGCUUCCUUUGUGGGGUGAGCUUAGCCAGUUCCGGACACUCAGGCUGCUGUAUAUACCUCUUUUCUUUUGCCCACCAGCUCUUUUACCUGCCGUGAAGAUCAAUGCCAAGGGCCGGGAGGUGGUCUACCUGGCAGAAGGCGAGUCGGCCAAGCUCGGCUGCCCCUACGAGUUGGAACCGCAAGAUCAUGGCUCAAACGACUUGGACAUCGAAUGGACACAGAUGAACUCUGACCCCACAAACCUGGACAACGUGGUGAGUACGUGGGUCAAGCUCAGCUGUUGGUUUCAAAACAUCUGGCCUCUUGUGUGCUCCGGAAGUGAACUGAACCAGGAUGAACCCAACUAUAGCCUGUUCAGGACAGGAAUCUGUCGCAACCAUAGUGGACCCCAACCUCUUUGUUCCCUAUCAAACAGGAAACUCAAGCAACCACUAGAACAGGGUCUGGGGAACACAUUUCAGCUUGAGGGGCUGCUUUGCAUCCUGGGUAAACUUCUGAGGGCCAUGGGGCCAGAGUCCAAGGUGGAUGGGGCAACAAAUGCACAUUUUUCUUUUGCACAAUAGACUAAUUUGAUCGGAGGUCAAGGACACAUUCAAGCCAGUAAAAAACACUUGAAGAGGGUGGGGAGCAGUACCAGGGAAUGGGUGUGUGUGUGUGUGUGUGUGUGUGUGUGUGUAGAAGAAUGAGGGCCAAACAGGGGCCUUGAAGGUCAUGUUAGGCUCCUAGAUCUGAGCUUCCUGUAUCAGUUUAUUUAAAAUAGUAUGGGUGCCAUCAGGAUAGGACUGUGGGAAAGAUGUCCUGGGCUCCACUCAGCACACCAAAAAGAACAGCAGGGCUGGCAGCUUACCAUAUUUUGAAGAAAGAGAAGCGAAACCAAAAGCUAUCUAAAUAAGUUACCUCAUGACAUCAUUUGAAUAGAUGGCAAUGUUUAUUACUCCAUUAGAGGGGCAGUCUCCAUAAGACCCCACCCAGUGUCUAGAAUCUAAAAUUACCUAACCACAGCACCAGGGAAGGGAGAGAAAUUUGAUUCAGUUCACGUUUAAAGGUGACACUUUCUGGAGCCAUACGUGAACCGAAGCACAGCCUUCCUUUGAAAUUCACACUUCCCUGAAUUUUGCAGUGCUGUUCUCCAGCCCAGACACAUGUGUACAAAUAUGCACGUAUACUCAGGUGAAGCGUGCCUGAAAAUGUAUACAAUGAUGGGAAUAACAUGCAAAAAAAUGCAUUAUAUUAAUAGAAAUUGUAAAGAAAACCACCCUGUGUAAAUAUUGAGAAAUCUUCAUGAAAGAGCUAACGAAUUUCCAUGAAGACUUUUUUAAAAAAAUGCAAAUCAAUACAGAAACAUGGAGAACUGAAUUUAAGAUUGGAAUUUCUGAUCAUCUUAUUGUUUUUUCCUCUUUGUAAACUGUUUUUGCAAUCAAGAGGUGUAUAAAUUUUAUGAAAUAAACAACAGUUCAAAAUGAGAAAUGGAGAGAAAAUGAAAUUGAUAGGUUUGCCCAUCUAUAACCCCCUGAGUUUAAGUCUAUACAAUUGGCAAAACUGUUACAGCCUGACACGAGAGGAGCCAUCACUGUCCCACCUCCUCCGGCAAAAUAAUCUGUGGAAUGCCAGGGGGGAAGCAAAUAUAGUUUUGUGAAGGAGGAGGAGGGUGUUGUUUUGCCUGCGAAUGAUCUGGUGCAAGAUCUGUGACCACAUAAGCAAUUUGGAAAUCUUAUUCUGUUGAUUUAGUGGUGUUGUUCUCUGGUUCCUGCCCACCAGAUCCUGAGCUACAACAAUCACCAGGUAAUCCACCCCGGCUACCAUUUCCUGCAGUCGAGAGGGGGUUCCGCAGCCCACGACUCACGACAUUUUGGCAACUCUGGCCUGCAGCAGAACAUGGUGAUGGGGGGCUCUGGCCACGACUGCUGCUCUGGCCUGCAGCAGCGAGUGACCUUUGCAAUCCAAGACCCCAGCCAGUACGAUGCCUCCAUCAACCUGCAGAAUGUUCAGAUUUCCGACUCGGCAACUUAUGAAUGCAAGGUGAAGAAAACCACAGUGGCCACCCGCAAGGUGACCGUCAUGGUGCUAGGUGAGUCCUACUGAUGCAGAAAAAGGGACUGUGGCCCCAUGGCAAAGCAGGAGGUCCAGGACUGCUCUGGUUUUGAGGGACUUGCCUUGCUUUGUAGAGUCAUAUGGCUGGGGCUGCAGGAUGCUGGAAUGGAUGCCUCGCCUCUUUGUAUGUUUUGUGGAAAUGUUGUGGAUAGUAGGAGAGGAUAUAUUGAUUAAAUAUUAUCCUUCCUCACUCACGCUGGUGAGUCAGUAGCAGAUACAUUGCCCAGUAUAUAGCAGGAAGCUAGUUGGAAGAUUCGUUUGAAUCUCUUUACUUAAGCAAUCCAAUCUGGCUUGCUUAAGUGGUAACUCCUCUUAAAAAGAAUAAAGACACAACAGUCUUCUUUAAAAGUAAUGAUAAGAAGUUUACUUACAUUCCGUUCACAGCAGGUUCCCUGAAGGCAGGCUUUAGCUUGGAGUUACAGAAGAGAGUUUGAGUGGGGAUUGAGCUCAUGUGCAGCUGGCUGAGAGCCAGCAGACAGCAAAAUACACCAAGAGAUCAAGACAUCAAAGAGUCAAAAGAGAAAGAUGGCUGUGCGACUGGCCCUUUUACAGGGUCUCCCAGGGUCACGUCCAUCUACCUGGUCACACGCAGGGGGAGGAUGCUCCAGACCAGGUGUGACAGGAAGUCCUCCUGGCUGGAUUAACAUCCCCCUGUAUGUCCACUCUGGGCAAACAGGAAGUGUUGUACUUGACUGCUUGUGCUACAUCCCACAUGUUGGUGGGCCUUGGCUCCUAUGGCUCACGUACUGGCAGUGCCAGAGUCUCUCGGAGCCAUCCCACAUUCUUCAUUCCUUCCCCCCACCUCCUUUUCUUCAGACUUACUAACUGAGAACAUUUUCUCUCCCUUCCAUCAGCGAGACCAUCCAACCCACAAUGCUCAGUUGUAGGCAAGGUAGCCUUGGGCCAGAAAGUCACCCUGAGCUGCUCCUCAAACUCUGGCACUUCCCCACUCAUGUACCAGUGGGCCAAAGUCACAGAUCGCCCUUUUGCGAACUGGCUCUCCGCUACCACCACUAAAGGUAAGAACCAGGAAUUAAUGGAGAGAGAUGCUGGGAUGCCCAACAUUUUGCUUGCUGCUGUGGGGCGGCAGGUCAACAUUGUGAAUGAGGAACCUCAAGCCCUGGGUACUGACUGCGGCCCUCCAGGCCAGUCUACCUGGCCCUUGGGCUUCUUGUCUUUCGCUUGUGUGGAUGGAAGAAAGAGACGUGUAUGUAGAAACUAGCCUAGGUGAAUUUGCAUCCAUUGCUCCACCCACUUUUGCUUCUGGCUCCUCCCACCCACCCAUCUCUGGAAGUAAUGCAGCCUUCCAGGUGAAAAUGGCCCCCCACCUCUGGAGUAGAGGAAAGAUGCUUGUACAGGAAAUGAAGCAGAGGAGAAAUUGCAAGGUGAAAAAUGAAUUUACAAAAUCCUUGGGUUAAGGGAAGCAAUGAAAGCAAAUUAGGGAUAAAGACUGCAUACUAAAACUGCUGAACUUGUCACACAUUUGGGCCUGAACAAAUGCAACAGCUACAUAUUUCAUUACAGGGGUGAGUUGGUCACAGGCUUAACUUUUUGGCCAAUCCUAUUUCCAUAUGUCUCCUACAUCUUUCUCCCCUCCCCCAAUUUAGCUAGAUAGAUACAUGUGUACACACACUUCAGAUUACAUUUCAUGCAUCUGGUACAAUGGACUCCACUCCACAAACACAUGUGCCGUAAUCAACAAAAGGUAAAGUCAUACAGCCGUAGGUUGGAAGUUGAACGGAAUCCAUUCCAGAAGUCCAUUCAACUUCCAAAACGUUUGGAAACUGUUAAGUUGUGGGUGAACAUAUCAGACGACACAGCGAUUCUUCAAACAGCUCUUGUUUAUUCAGAGGCCAGAACAGAGCUGAACUGAAGGGCUCAGUCAGCAUGCUUAUAUAGAGCUCCAGUACCACGUUACUGUAACAACUUUCUAAAACUAUCCAAUCACUGAAUGUCACUUUCGAUCCUUCAUUUGCAUAACUAUCUACAGUAUCCCCCUGCUGGCCCAGGGUGAGAACUUCAGUACAUAACAAAAACCAAAUUGCGGCUUCUGAUUGACUGAAGGAAGCUCCUGCAGCCAAUCGGAAGCUGCGGAAGCCCUGUCGGAUGUUCGGCUUCCAAAAAUAGUUCACAAACUGGAACAGUCACUUCCGGUUUGCCGCGUUCAGGAGCCAAAACGUUUGGGAACUAAGCUGUUCGAAAACCAAGGUACCACUGUAUUUGGUCUUGUGCAAAGCUUGCCUGGCUCAUCUUGAGGUCAUCGUGGAGGAGUGUAACCCAGAUCAAUGUGAGCUUAUAGUAACUGGGUUUUUCCUGGAUUUUCUCUCUCUCAAGGCCCAAAUCCCGGUGACCUGAUCAUUCAGAACCUAUCCAAUGACCACGCUGGUGUUUACCAGUGCAGUGUGGCCAACAAAGUCGGAUCGGCCAGGUGUGUUGUGGAGAUCUCCUUCUCAAAGGGUAAGAGAUUAGCAUUUUUCAUUUUGUCCAAAUACCAAAUCUCAUGCUUGUCUGGCAGAGUCCGAAAAGCAAGUUUUAUGCACGGAAAGCCCGCAAGCAGGACCAGUAAUUCUCCUCCCCUGCAGUUUCCAGAAACUGGUCUUCAGAAAUAAUCACCUUCAGAAGUUUCAAGGUCUUGCAGAGAACUCCAGGGGAAUCCUCCAUCUUGGCUUCUGGACUCAUUCUCCAUAUGCUCCUGCCUUUAUUUUAAAUUUUUGAAAUCGCAGACAAAUUUGGGAAAUGUAAUCAGGGUAGAUGACACCUAGUAGCUGCCAGUCAAUCAAAAGCCAUCAAGCUUAGCAUCUCCUAGCCAUUCCAUCUCAGCUCAGUGUUCUCCAUGGUCUUCUCCUCCCUUGCAGAGUCCAACCGAGUGAGCAUCGUCGUGGGAGUAGUCCUUGGCUCUCUGCUCUUCCUGACCCUCCUGGUGUGUCUCAUCGUGGGGCUGAUCUGCUGCUGCAGGAAGAGGCGUUACAAGGAAGAGGCCAACCAGAUCAGGUGACUAGAAGCAGGAGGAAUAUAUGAGAGGAAGGGGUUUAUGGGGGUGGAAGGUCUGCGUCGUAAGCCUCUCGUCAUUAAGCCGCUUCCUGCUGCAGAACAUUGAAGGGGGGGUCUUCAUUCCAUGGAGGAAACCUUAGGUCCAGGGGCCAAAUGUGGCCCUCCAGGCCUCUCUUUCUGGCCCUCAAUACUCUCCCAAGGCCAAGCUCCCUUACCCAGCCACAUCCUCUUUCAACAGCCCUGCUUGGCAUCCUCUUUGAGUGCUUUUGCCUAGUUGGAAGGUGUCCUUAAAUUCUGAUAAUUCUUCUGUUUUGCCUAGAUGAAGGAGAGAGUGGGGUGUGCACAAAUCUAGCCACAAAUCUCAACCUUUGGCUCUGGGACUUGAGUUUGGGGGUUCAAUCUCAGAUCUUUGGGGCUCUGGUGACUUCAUCUAAGCAUGCAGGACAGUUGCUCCAGACUCGUGAUUCCGUAUUAGCUAAGUGCUGCUGACUCCCAGUUUUUCAAAAGCCAAGCCAACAAGCCACCUUUGGAAAAUUUUGAUAUCUCCAUGGUAGUUUUUGUUAUGUGAAUGGUGCCACGGACCCCCCCGGGUGGGUUAUGCAGACCCCCUGGGCUCCACGGACCACCGAUUGGGAACCGCAACGCUAGACAGAAGCCUAAUAUUGUGCUCACUCAUGCACAUGCAGCCCCCACAGUUAAAAAUAGGUAACUGUGCACUGUGCGCAGGACUAGUCGAUUGCCCGGGCUGUACUGUGGUUAGCAUGAUGGGCCAGAGAAACACAUGAGGGUAGGGAAAGUGCUUUAAACAGUAUUUCACUCAUCAUUUUUUAGAUUCCGCCCCCCGCUCUGUGAAAUGGGGAGGGUUGGAAGGCAGAUUUUCCAAUUGAAAAGGGCACUCGGAUACUGCAGGUGGCCCUUCCCAUUAGAAGAGGCACCCAAAAUUAGCCGGGGAAAUCGACCAUUAGAAAGUGCUAUACAGUGGUGCCUCGCAAGACGAAAUUAAUCCGUUCCGCGAGUGUCUGCGUCUAGCGGUUUUUUCGUCUUGCGAAGCAACCCUAUUAGCGGCUUAGCGGAUUAGCACUAUUAGCGGUUUAGCGGCUAUUAAAGGCUUAGCGGCUUAGCGGCUUAGCUGCUAAAAGGCUAUUAAAGGCUUAGCGGCUUAGAUAAAGGGGGGGAAAGCGAAAAAAAAAUCUCAAGACUCGCAAGACAUUUUCGUCUUGCGAAGCAAGCCCAUAGGGAAAUUCGUCCUGCGAAGCAACUCAAAAACGGAAAACCCUUUCGUCUAGCGGGUUUUCCGUCUUGCGAGGCAUUCGUCUUGCGGGGCACCACUGUAACUGCACUUUCCUGUAGUCCAUCCAUGCUGACUCUAAUGCUUUAAUGCUUGCAUCACAGUUUAUUGUACAGUCGUACCUUGGAAGUCAAACAGCAUCCGUUCUGGAAGUCCAUUCAACUUCCAAAACUUUCGGAAACCAAAAUGCGGCUUCUGAUUGGCUGCAGGAUUGGCUGCUUCCAAAAAUAGUUCACAAACCAGAACGGUCACUUCCAGGUUUGCGACGUUCGGGAGCCAAAACAUUCGAGAACUAAGCUGUUCGAAAACAAAGGCACGACUGUAUUAUGUUUCUUCUUAUUUAAAAAAUCAUUUGUUUCCUUUGUAAGCUGGCCUGAGCUGCAAUUGUUGUUGUUAGAAAUGAUAACUAUAUAAAGAAAUUAAAUAGUGAAACAGAGAACUCUUUCCCCUCGCAGGGUUGACACGGUGCCCCCAAGAGCCAGAGGUGGAAGCCGAAACAGCAGCAUACGAUCCGUCCUGGACUUCGUGCCCCACAAUAUCAGCUUUAUGCAGCGCCGGAAGUACGGCUCUCCCAAGGAGCAGGAAGGCACCGAGAUGAUCUCCCCGGCCCAAGAGGCGCAGCCUGUGGAUUGCAGCGGCGUGAAAAGCGAGCCCCACCGUGGCGGCUGCUCGACCACCGUCACGACAAAGGCCAGGGUUCACUACGCUCCUUCUGUGCCUUCCUCGCCCCAGGCGACGUCUUCACCAUCAGCUGCUGGCCCAGAUAAUGGAGGAAGCUGCUCCAUCACGUCCGAGAAGGGAAGGCGAAGCCAUCCUGGGCAAUAUGGAGGCGUUGCUGUGAUGGUGCCAGCCAAGAGCAGAGAUGGCCUUUUAGUAUAG
Podarcis lilfordi (Lilford's wall lizard) is the source of this 8983-nucleotide messenger RNA. Lineage: Eukaryota; Metazoa; Chordata; Lepidosauria; Squamata; Lacertidae. The record is from the annotation of a GenBank genome assembly.